Molecule: messenger RNA, 336 nt
Organism: Aphanomyces astaci
Lineage: Eukaryota; Oomycota; Saprolegniomycetes; Saprolegniales; Verrucalvaceae
Exons: 2
Coding region: 1-336 (111 amino acids)
Source: RefSeq, a predicted model, not a curated record
AUGGAUUUCGAGGAAUAUCAACAAGCCCCAGUGACCAAAGGACGUGGAGGGCGCAAAGUUUCUGCCCUGGACGAUGACAUCAGCAGCGAUUCGGACGAUUCCGACAACAUGAUGCCCCGAAAGAAGAAGCCGCGUCAGCAAAAAGAACGACGAUCGGCCGGGUCAAUUAUUGGUGAAGCGAUGUCAAAGUUGGUCGAGGUCGAAAACGCUAAACUGGAUCAAGUGAAGAAAAGUAGUACCGAUCCACACGAGCGUAUAGCUGCCGCCAUUCAUUGCCUCAUGGAAAACUACGGCCAUAUGGAUGGUCACGCGGGAAUGCGCGCGAUGCCUGGGUAG